Molecule: messenger RNA, 393 nt
Organism: Cladocopium goreaui
Lineage: Eukaryota; Dinophyceae; Suessiales; Symbiodiniaceae
Source: the annotation of a GenBank genome assembly
AUGGCCGCGGCUGCCAUUGGCAACACCAUCAGCGAUGGCGCUGGCAUUUGGUCUGGUCAGUGGCUGGAGUCCAAAUGCAAAGUGCUUGGCUUCGAGGAGCCGAAGCUGACCGAUGCCCAGCAAGAGCUUCCUGUGACGAUUCGUUGGCGCAACGUAGGCCCAAGGCAUUGCGUUGCGCCCUACUUUGGACUACGGCCGGUGGCUUUUUGUCGCCAAUAUUCAGCUCUCAUCUUUUCAGAGCCCCAGCCCUUUCCAGCAUGUUCCUUUUGGAACUGGUUCCAAGAGUUCAUUUGUGAAACGCUAUUGCAACUCUCACCAGCAGCUGCACUCACCACGGUGCCCGAUCGUGUGGACAUACCCAAUGCGCUAGCUUCCGCGGCAUCAUCACCAUAG